UGGGAUUGUGAUCGGCUUAUGUUAUGUGAAGAAAUGUGCUCCGGCGCGCAGUACGCGGAGACACGUGGCCAGUACCAGAGUGCGAGGAGGACGGAGUGGUGGCCGCCGCCCAAUGGGGGAUGGGCGACGUUGAGCAAGCUGAGCGGUGUCGGGAUCGAGCGUGGGAUGGCUAACAAGGGCGACAACGGGUCGAGCGGUUGGGCGUGCCACGUGUCAAGUGCUGGUCCAGAGAUGGAAAGCUCUGGGGCCGGACGCGGAGGAUCGCUUCAGCCCAUGUCGGAUCAUCAUCUGUCGACGUCGGUGGCACCGACGCCGAUGUCGGAAUGGUGGAGGGUCGGGAUUCACCGAGCUUUUCCCCAGGCCGAGGCUGGUCCCGCUCUUGGCCACGACCAUGCCUCUUCUUCUUCUUCGUCGUCGUCGUCGUCUUCUUCUUCUUCUUCUUCUUCUUCUUGUCCGAAACGGGUUGGGGUCGAUGAACUGGUACUUCCUGCACCGUAUCCUCAGGGUUGGGUGCAGGAUCGGGAUCGGGAUCGGGAUAGGCAUGAUCAGCCGCGUAGAGUUGGGGAUCAGAAUACGCAUCCCGAUCUGCCUCGUCAGGAUCGGGAUCGGAACACCGGGUCGCCUAUCGUCAAAGAUCGGGUGGCGGCAGACGAGAUCGACACCGUGGGCCAAUUCCGUCGGUAUGGGGAUGAGGCAAAGAGAACUAACCGAAGCUGGUGGUGCGAGGGGGGAGGGAGGAGGGGCUUGAAGCCUGAUGAUGGUUUCGGGGCAUGGAAUGCUGGUACCAGCAUGAGCGAUUGUGGGCAACAGCAGCAGCAGGAAGACGACCAACCCGAAGUUACUGUAGUAGUCCUUGACGACUGGAGGCUAGAAAGGAGGAGGAAGAGGAGGAGGAGGAGCGAUUGGUGUUGGGAGGGAGGGGACUGGGAACGUGAAGAUGCUGUUCAGAAGGUCAGAGAGAGAGCGAGGAGAGUGGGAGAAGAAGAAGAGCUGGUCGGCGGUUAUAGAGAAGAUGCCGAUGGGCAAAAAAGAGUGGAGGAAAGGGGGGAAGAAAUCAUGGCAGGUGGUGUGCGUCGGCGCUCAACUGCCUCUCGCUUGCGCGAACCGUUCGAUCGUGGUAAUGACCAUGGUGGUCUGUCUCCCCGACCCCUUGCAGACCUCAAUCGCGCUGCCGACGGUCGCAAUCCGGACAUGAACUUGUCGUUAAGUGGCGAUUUGGCACGAUGUGGGACACGUGGCAGUUCGCGGGACGACGAUGGCGUAGCAGAAAUGCCUCGCAGUGACAAUUGGCGGGAAACCAGAGAUUACAGUGUUCGUUCCCGCGCUUUCUUCACGUCCAGCCUCCCGCCAACUGCUGGCGUUCUGUCUCCUCCUUGCCCUCCUUCGCGGGGAAAGGCGAUCAGGGAGGCGACGGGACUCAAAAAAAAUGUCACCUUCGCAAAUGAAGACCAGGAAAAGAUGGCUGGAGAGGAGGAGAGGAAGGAGGAGGAGGAGGAGGAGGAGGAGGGUAGAUCGAAGGAGUGGAGGGACAACGACGAAGGGCGGCGGCUCAGGAUGGAUCCCGCCCGGGGCAAAAGCCUCUUGACAGAUGGGAGGGAGAGAGAAAGAAUGACGGUGAAGGAGAGGAAGAGGAGGAGAGGUCGGACGGACGCGAUCCGCCAGUUGUCGAUGUCGAACCGGGGAGGGGGGAAACUUAGGGGGAGGGGAGAGAGGNGGGGGAGGGGAGAGAGGAGGAGGGGGGGGGGGGGGAGACCUGCGAUGACAGAGCGUCAAUGCUCUCAUUUUUGCUUUUUGACCGAGGCUGCCAGGUCUGGUAGCCGACCCAAUGCCUCCGCAGACGGAUCGGGAUCCGGAUGGCCAGCAUCCGCUGUUGGAUCCUGGCCCAUCUCACGCUGCACACCACGUGGCGAUGAUGGGAGUGUGCAGGUGAUGAAGUCGGUAAGGUCGGCGUACUCUGCCACGUGUCAAUCGGCUGGUGCCGCGGCGGAGCGCCGGCGUGGAGACGUGACUGCUCUCGAGGAAGGAGGUGGUACGACUGGGUGCAGAUACAGGAGCGGGACGAUGCACCGCACGUGCAAGGAGGAGGUGGAGGAAGACAAGGAGGAGGAGGGAGGGGGGGAGGGGGUGGUUGAGGAGGAGGAGGAGGAGGAAGAGGAGGAGGUUUGUGUGUCAAGCAGGCGAUGCUGUCCGCCUGCGGAGUCGUCGAAUCGGGAUCGUGAGCCGGAAAGGUGUGAGGACAAGGAAGGGAGAAAGGCAGGAGACGAUGAGAGAGGAAGAGGGACGAGAAUACGACAAAAGACAGGAGGGAGGGGAGGAUGUUGCGAUGGAAAGAGAGGUGGAGGAGGAGAAGGAGGAGGAGGCGGUGAGAUUGCAAAACUGGGGCUUUUGGGCAUAUGCAGCCGGGGGGGGGGAGGGGCAAAGGGGAACGAGAAAGUGAUGAAGAGAGUGAGGAGGAGGACAAGAAGAGGAAAGAGGAAGAAACGAGGGAGGAGACGAAAGGCGCUGCCCAGCGAUCCUCUGCCACCAAGUCUUUUGGACAAGGCGGGGGGUAAUGUGAAGAAGAGAGACCACGUGUCUUCUUCUUUCCCUGUUGCGGAUCACGUGGGACAAGUGACAAGCAGCCGUGUCUGGUGUUUAUAUGCUGACGUGGAGCGCUCGACGAUAUCCGGUGAGUCUGUGCCAAGAGGGCAAGAAGGAGGAAGAGGACACACUUGCCCGCCGUGUUCAAGAGAGGAGGAGGGGAGGAAAAGACCACCACAACUACGCGAUAACUGGAUGCAGGCCAUUGGCUUCAUGUGCAGCAACAACAACCAUCUUCACUCGACCCAACAACAACAUAACGGUCCCCAGCGUAACGGUGACCAGCAUAACGGUCAGGAGUCUGAAAGCCUUCGACUCAUCGAUCAGGAAGACGGUGAAACGCAUGGAUCCCGAAGUCGCCAUUGCUUAGUCGUCGUUGGUCGACGCAAUGACGAUGUGAUUCACCUGAACCGUGAAAGUAUGGGGGGGUUUAUCUACGACACUGACAAAGGUCAAGACGGCUGCGAAAGCGCUCGGUGGGGGGAGAAGAGGUAUUGCAGCAGUGACCGAUCGGGGGGGGGGAUCCCAACGGGUGGGGCCGGGAUCCCAAUGGGUGGGGCCGUGGACUUGGCGUUCUCGGAGUUGCCGAGACAGGACUGCGAAAGGCACAAUAACUGGACGUCGGGAUCCCGUUGUUGUCUUCCUGGGGGCCCCGAGACUGCAGUGCAGACUAAUAACGAGGAUCGUGAUCGCCGGGAUCGGAAGAUGAUCAUCAUCGCGCCGCCGGACGUUGUGGACACGUCGGAGGACAACCGACGGAACUGGCAAGGUCUACAUGGCGAUUACCAACGUCAUUAUCAUCAUCAUCAGCAGCAGCAGCAUCAUCGUCAUCGUCAUCGUCAUCCUUCUGGUGAUCAACAACACUAUCAUCGUGAACAUCAUGGAUAUCAUCGUGAUCAGCAUCCUUUUAAUCGUCGCCGUCAGGCCAUUUAUCAUCAUGAUAACAUUGGAAAGCACGUUGUUCAUCAUCAUCAUUAUGAUGGCACGGCCAGUCAGGCCAUUCAUCAUGAUGGCGCUGGUAAUCAGUCCAGCCACAAUGAUGGGAAUGGCAAACGGGCCCAUCAUCCAGAUCGCAUCUGGGGGAAAGAACCGACGGCGGGAGCAGAAGGCUGCGGCAAGCGGGCAGAUCUGGGGGGGAACACGGCGGCGGCGAGACGUUGCUCCUGGUCGGAUAUACGGCUAAUGGAGGAGCUGGGACAUAGCGACGGAAGGGGAGGAGAAGGAAGGGGAGAGGGAGAGGGAGAGGGAGAGGGAGGACGCGUUGGGAUCCUUUGCGAUGACCGGCACGAAGCGGCGGAUUCACGAGCCACUACUCUACUCUCGGCUUGCACAGGUGGCGCCCUGGAACAUCACGGCAGCAGCUUGCGGGAACAUCGUCCUCGACAAGCAGUCGAUGAGAGUCCGGAUCUCGACUCGGGUGGAUCUGGGCGCUGGAGACGAAGGCGCUAUGAUGCGCAAACGACAGCUUCUGGCGAGCAAGUUUGCCAGCAGCAGCUCGCACGCUGUCGGGAUCCCGACUCUGGGUCUGGCAACUCCGCCUCGCUGAUGUUCACCGGCGGAGGUGGCCGACGUGUCAGUCGUGUGUACAAACUUUCCCACGGCCCCGCUGGUACUGACACGUCAGAGGCUCAUCAAACCAUCGCUGGCAUGAUGGACUCGUCGAUGGGGACUGCGGUUACUACUACGAGCAGCAGUCCUGCGGCGGAAAGCCUUAAUCAGGGCUUCCGACUCGGUCCUGAUUGGAUUUCUCACGGCCAAGGAAAGAAAGACAAUUGGACUGUUGCACUGCCAGCUGAUGUCAAACACAACGAAUCGGAUUCGAUUAAGAGAUUCCGUAGUGAGGUUGCAGCCGUCGAUUACGAUGCGAUUAGGGGCUUGCACGAUGAGUCUAUCUGCUGUGUCGAUCGAUGCGAUUUGUCCGAAUGGGAGAAGAAGAGAGUAGGGACCCCGGUGAGGGGCGACGAUGGCAUUGAGGUUGAAGAGGUCGGCAUUCAACAACAUCAACUCCCAUGUCUGAUGCCUGCUGAUUCUGGCCCAAUCAACGCCCUCAGUUCUGCCACGUGUCCAGACGGAAAAGUGGUCAAUCGUACGACCUCGACCGGUUGCAGAGUCGAGGAUUACGAGGAGCUCGUCGAGCUACCGGUAGCAGGAGCAUCGGAUGGCGGCGGCUUGUUGGCAAAAGCAGGAGCGGCAGUCCCGACUGCCGUCGAAGCUGCUCGAGAUUCACUCUGGUUACCUUCUGCCGGUAUCCCGGCUGGGAUCGGGACGAAUAUUCCCGUGAAUAACAACGAUAAUCAUGUCCUGGCAAGGGGGUGGAAUAACGGGGUGCGCGCUCUUUCUGCGGCGGCUGUGCACUGUCACGCCGCCGUUGCCGCCGAGCCCUGCCGACUGCAGACGAAGGCGAUUCAAGAUCCCGACUGUCACAGAAGAGAUCGUUCUCUGUCAAAAGAUGCUGCUACUGCGAAUUCCCACCUGAUCCCGAUCGGAGUUGGGAAAAAACAGAAAAUGCACAAGGGAGGAGGAGGAGGAGGAGGAGGAGGAGAAGAAGGUGGCAGUGGUGGUGUAAUGGUUAGCAAGAAGCGGCGGAAGACCGCCGGGCCUUUCAGCCGCUUCUUGCCGUCGUCUGUCAAAGAUCCUUUCGACAAUUGUAUCCGUAGGAAAGGGGGCGGUGUGGUGGUCCAUGAUAGGUCGGGACAGUUGACCGUCGCGGCGGCAUUUGUUUGCCCUCGCGGGACUGGUUCCGCCGGCGAAGGUGCGGGUGAAAGCCGAGCAGCGGCGGAGCGGAUGAGCGGAAGACCGGCGGAGGAGCGGCGGCGGAAUAGCGGAAGAUGGGCCGAGCAGCGGAGGAGUCGCGGAGCGCAUGAGCGGUCGACCGGAAUAGCGGGGGGGCCACCGAACGAACGAGCGGAAGAGCGGGGGAAGAGUGGUCGGAAAGCGGAUAAGCGGGGAAAGCGUUGUCGGAACUCCGGAGAGCGGCGGCGGAACAGCGGAGAUUCUGAAGAAGAAGACGAGUCAGAUGGCAAAGCAAGCGGAGCGUGUGUCGUGGAUCCGCCGGGCGGGGGUGUACAUGGAGCCCUCGAGCGUGGGCAAGAGCGGCUGGAGGAGGAGGAGGAGGAGGGAACCAGCGAGAGGAGAGAAUGGAAGAGAGCCUGCAUCGAAGGACGCCGGCACACAAACCUUAGCGUUGUUAGUAAGUCAGACCGCGGCAGCGGAGUGUGCAAGGAUGACGAUCUGCAAACAGUUUGUCCGCAAACAGAGUCGCAAAAUAUUCUUCUCGAUCGGUCGAACCAGGGAUCCAGCUCAAGGCCAAUGGGCAAAAGAGUGAACGACGCGGAGGGCGAGAAGACUGUUUGUAGGAGGGGAGCUUCGACUUCGGUUAAGUACCCUGAAACAGGCAACAGCAGAGGGAACUUCAUCGGACGGCACAGCGCAGAUCUGCACGAAGGACGUGCUUGGAUGCUAGACCCACCGAGAGGACAUGCACCCGUCCACGUGCACUGCACAUUAGAGAGAGGACAACCUGGACAAGUGAAAGAGAUGACGGAGGGAGAGGAGAGACAAGACCAAUACGACGAAAAAGACGACGACGACGACGACGACGACGACGAAGAAGAAGAAGAAGAAGGUGAUCGAAAUGGAGCUGACCCGACGAGAGCGGGUGCAUCCAUACACGUGCAUUGCACUUUAGAGAGAGGAGUAGUGAAAGAAACGGCGCGGGGAGAGGACAGACCAGAACAAGACGACAAAGAAGAAGACAAAGAAAAAGCAAGAGAAGGAGAAGGCGAAGGUGAUGGAAGUGGAGAUCCGUUCUUGUACGAUCGUGCACCGGUACACGUGCAUUGCACUUUAGAGAGAGGCCGAGUAAACAAAACGGCGUGGAGAAAGGAGAGACGAGAAGAAGAAGAAGAAGAAGAAGACGAAAAAGAAGAAGACAAAGAGAAAGAAGGAGAAGGAGAAGGAGAAGAGAAUAGAAGUGGAGAUCCGUUUUUGUGCGAUCGAGCAAACGACGGUACGAGUCAGUUGAGCGAAAGAUCUGUUCCCUCUGUUCCCCGUGGAAGAGGGCUUUCGGAGACUACUCAGCGUCAAUCGUCAAUCUUUAGGACAGGCGUUAUUCGUCAAAGGAGGUUGUGGAUCGAUCUGAACCGUCCAAGUUUGGACCAGGAAGAUGAAGUUUUUCAAGGCUUGACUUUGCGGGACGAUGUCCAAGCUGUGUUGAGUAAUACGAGGAAGGACACGGUGAUGCAAGCGGCUAUGGCGGUCGGCGAUCAUAGGAUGUCGGCAACAAGUUCUGCGCAAGUGCGCCAGGAACCCCCCGAGUUCCGUCCAAGAUCAUUUCUUGUUGACGUUUCGGAUCCCUUGUCGCAUGAACAGGAAGUCCCGUGCGAGAAGUACUCCUAUGGCGCAGGGUGUCCUACUGGACCACCGGAUGGUGUUGACGUCAACUUAAUGAUGCCGAGCAACUCCGGUCAUUGCGUAGUACCUGUUGGGAAUUCGAAGGGUCAGAUGGUGACAGGUGAGCUGGAGGGUUCUCCUCAGGUGGUAACAGGUCAACUGGCGGAAGAUCGAUCGAGCCGCAGGGGAGGCUGGCUUGAGGAAGAAGGCGACUGCAGCUGCUUGGCAUUAGCAGGCACCCACAAGGGCGACUUGCCACCCUGCCCCACGUGCUCUUCUCCCAUGAGGAUUAUCCCCGCAGGGCGAAAUCUGUCUGUUAGGGCUGUGCCUGAGCUGGGAUUGGACGGAGAAUCGCAGUUGUUCGUUCCGCCCUCCGGGACUGUGAAAAUCUCAAACGUGCGUGGGUUGAUGGACGUGCUGCAACAGCCUUUGACUCCCUCGCUGCCUGGGACGAAGCAGCUGCGUAGUGAUGCUCAAGAAGACGCCGGUAUCUGUGCCGAGGGGGUGAAAGUCACACAAUUCGCCGAAGAGGCAGUUCAGGGGCCGGAUCUGGAAUCUGUACUGUCAGGAACGUUCAGAGCAAUUGCAUUGCCAGCAGCAGGAGUAAUUACACAAGAGGAAGACGCGGAAUACGAAAGGGAGCAGGAGACGGGGAUGGACAGGCAGAGGGGGAGCUUGGAUGUGUUGCGAGAGAGGGUGGACAGGCGGUGGCGGCGGCUGCAACAGAGCACGGUGUCAGAAGAAAAUGAAACCCCGAAAGAACGCGCUACGGUGGAGGGAAAAAGUGACUUUGGAAAAGACGAUGGCGAGAACUGGUCGAGCGACUCGGAGGAGAAAGGGGCGGAGUAUAUUGAGGUGAACAGGAAGAGGCUGAGCUUGGAUUUAGCGCGGGAGGAGAUGGAGAGGAGACAUCAGCAAGGUCCAGUGCCAGACGACAGCGAAUCUCCGAAAGAACGGGCUAUGGCGGAGGAGGAAGCUCAGAGUGAUUCCGGUGAAGACGAUUUCGAGGAGGGGUGCAGCGAUUCGGAAGGGAGCUCUUGGUCUGCAAUGGCAAGGAUGAAGACUCGAGUAGUGAAAACUCAUCGUAAAAAGAGGGCUGUGAAGGAGCUCUACCAUGAAGCCCCCGUAUUAGUUGCCUGUAGGAAAGGCAAGGAAGAAAGGAAGCAGCCAAGGACGCUACCUUAUGCAAAGAGGACCCCAGGCCGAGAGGGAGUAAUGGUCUCUAAGAAUCCCCUGGAGAGUGGCACUGAGCGCCCUAAGGGUUUUAUCCCCUGUGUGACAAAGGAGAAAGAGAAUGAGAAAGGAAAAGAUAAGCAGGGAGACCCGAAGCAAGGAAAAGAAAAGCAGGGAUGCUUAAAGCCUGUCUCCUUUGCGAAGAAAAAAACAGGUCAAGAAGGACGGACGCAGCCCAGGAAUCCUCUGGAGCAGAAGUGCGUGUCGACGAUGCAAUCUAAUGACGGCCAAAAGCAGUCGCUGGCUGAGGCCAGCAGUCCAUGGAUGCGGUCCUCCUCCCCCAAACUUCCUGUGUCCCAGGCUGCGCAGCAGGCCUCCCACGGUCAGAGAAAAAGACCUCUGGUCCUGGGCACGGUAGGCACCGACAGCAAUGAGAAAGACGGGCACGGUGAUGGGGGUAAGAAGCUCAGAAUGAAUGCGAGCAAGGUGAAAGAGACCUCAGCGAAAGCUGGGGUUCAGAAAGAUGCCGUUUUGCGGGUUACAGGAGUGGCAGGUGUGAAGCCUGAGCAUUCGGAGCUCAUGUACAAACUGAAAGAGCAGGAAGGGAGAGCUUCCUCCCAGUGCACUGGCAAGCUGCUUCCUCCCUUGCUGUUUCCCCACCUCAUCGCCCUCCUCGUCAUGGUUGCUGUCAGCAUCAUCGUUGCCGUCAUUGCUCUUAGCAUUUUUGCUGUUAUCGCCUUCGGUUGGACGGAAGCUGGUGACCGACCUCGUUAUGAAGGGCAGUGGUCUUUGCCUCUCGGUUUUCUUGCGAACAACGGCAGGCGACCUGUUCCAGUGGUUGCUGGAGCUUCUCGUCAGUGGCGGAAAGGAGAGAACUGCUUAGAAUGGGCCCUCGUCGCAAGCUUGUUUGGCGUGGUGGUGAGUCCUCCACGUUCAAAUGUCAUCAGCAGGCAACCUGUUCCAGUGGUUGCUGUGGGCCGAUGGGAGGGAGCUCUCGUCGGUGGGGGGAAGGAAAUAACCUCUUAGAAUGAGCCUUCUUUGCAUAGUCAUUUGGCAUGGUGGCCAUUCCUCGAAGUCUACCCAGUUUAUAUGCCGUGGCCUCCGUCUUCCUCAUGAAAGGCUGCCCAGUCGAAGAAGAUCUACGGAGAGUAAGCGACAGCGAUGCUGUCUAGCAGCUGUCCUCUGAGGUACAACAUCACAAUUUCACUGUAAAGUUACCGUGGUACAUGUUAGUGUAGGUAAGACUGUAGAGUACUAUUCACUGUAGGACAACCAAACUGUACUUAGUUACGAGAGAAACUGAGUGGUUUCAUUGCUGUCCAAGGCAUGAAAACUUGGAUGAUUUUACCAUACUGUAAGUACCCCCCUAGAUUGGCACGAGUGUUGAGUGUUUAUUCAGGGAUAAGCGUGAGAUGCAACAGCCCAUUUAUGCAGCUUUCAUAGA
This is a messenger RNA of Chara braunii, 9589 nucleotides long. Lineage: Eukaryota; Viridiplantae; Streptophyta; Charophyceae; Charales; Characeae. The record is from the annotation of a GenBank genome assembly.